AUGGCAUAAUUAUUUAAAUAAUGGACAUUUUAGUUUCCUAACCCAAUACAUGAAGCAAACUAUUAGGAUUUUCUCAAUAAUCAAAGGCUAUUUUUUUAAGAGCAUUAUUUUUUAGUAUAAUGCUCUCCUGCUUUUUUGCAAUGCUGGUGCUUAUUGUUCAAAAUUAAUCGGCUUAUUUAGUUAGUUUUAUGGCAGUUUUAUUCAUUUUACACAUGGUAUUUUUAUUCUUUAGCUAUAAACUUAUUUAUUGUUUAAAGUAUAUUAUGACAAUCCUAUAUGCUUCAUAUGUAUCAGCUGCUUUUUCAUUAGCUUAUAUUGGAUUUAAUGUGUAAGAAAUUAUUUAAUUUAGUCCACUCUAUGACUUUGGAAUAGCAAGUGGUAUAUUGUUCAGCUGUGUUUUAUAAUAUUGCGACAAUAAGUUCAAAGUAGCAUAUGUUUUUAUCACUAAUUGGAUGGCUUUAGCAUUAUUUGUUCAGUUUGAACUUGAUCAAAUAUAAUACUUAGUAUUUUCAAUAUCUAUGUUUAUUUUACUAAGUAUCAUGACAUAUUUAAUUGAACAUAAUAGAAGAUCAUAAUUUUUAUUUAGUUAACAACUUAAAACAUAAAAGUAAAGAUUGAAAUAAAAUUUAGAUCAAUUUUAUAUGAGUUUUCAAAUGAUUCUUUAUUUGCUAUUAUUUAUAAUGAAAAAACAAGAAGUUUUUAGCUUUCAUUUGCUAAUAAAAAAUUUGAAAUUUAAUAUAAGACUGAUUUAAAUGAAAACAAUGUAAAAGAUUUUUUAAGAAGUUAAUAAAUAAUAAAUAGAAAUAACUAAAAUUCAAAUAGAAGUUUAAAUAAUAAAUAAAUACAUAAAUAAAUCAAUUUAGAAGAAUAUUUAUUUGAUUUAAUUUAAUAAAAAGAUGAUUAGUUUAAUCAAGAAAGAUUUUAAAUUGAAACUAAUAAUGGAAAAGAAAAAUAUUUAAUUGAUGUUUUGAAAUUUGAAAAUCAUUAAACAGUCUUCUUUCUCUCAAUUAAAGAAAAUUAAGCAAAACUUUAAAUAGAAAAAUAUGAAAAAAAAAUAAAAUACUUAAAUGAAAUUUUUUAAUCUGUGCUUAUAUUAAUUGGUCAUAGAUUAGAAAGGUUAUAUAAAUAAAUACUAAAACUAAAUGAUAAUCUUGGAUAAAAUAAUGAACUUAUUAAAGAAUAGUAAUGCAAUAUUUAAUAUUCAUUAAUAUAUUUGAAAAAUUAUAUGAUUUACUUAUAAAAAAGUAAAAUGUCAUUUUUAAAAUAAUAAUUUGAAUUAUUUAUCAUUGAAAAGUUAAUAGGUGCUUUGUCUGAAUAUUUUCAUCACUAUAGUAAGUAAUAUAAUAAAUAAUUCUAAUUUAUUUAUUUGAGUGAAGUAGGAUAAUAAUAGAUAUAUUUAAAUACGAGAUUAUUAACUUAACUAUUAAUGAAUUGCUUUAAUAAGAUUUUAAAGAUAUCUGAACCUAGGAGCUGUAUUUAAUUAUAAAUUGAUAGGAAAUAAAUAUAAAAUCAAUAUUAAAAUGAUAAAAAUUAUAACAGUAAUCAACAGCUUUAAUUAAUGUAAUUUUCUUACAUUUUUGAACAUAAAGAUUAAAUAGAAAAUAUAGAAACUCAGUUUUAUUAAUCAAUUGAUAUAGAUUCUUAAAAAUCAUUAGAAAUUGAAUGUAUUGUGAAUCAAAUCAUUUUAAAGAUCUUAAGUCCUUAUAAUUCUAUCUAAACUAAAACCAUUUAUUAAUAGAAUUUUUCAAAUCAUCAGACAACAUUAAUAUUUUAUAUUUAUACUGAUUAAACUCAAUUAGAUCCAUCUUUUACUAAAUAUGUUGAUUUAUUAAAUCUUUGA
Molecule: messenger RNA, 1840 nt
Organism: Paramecium primaurelia
Lineage: Eukaryota; Ciliophora; Oligohymenophorea; Peniculida; Parameciidae
Source: the annotation of a GenBank genome assembly